GCCCUGGGAGGAGGCCACUCCGACCUAGGGCUGCGGGAAGGGCCAGCGGGCUGGCCUCUGCCUCUGCAGUGAUGUCACAGGGGCCACCUAGCAACGGGGCCCAGGAACACAAGGGCAGCUCCCCGUGGAGGGGGUGGAAGCCAUGCGCUCCAUCUGAGGGCUGCGUGAGAGCCAGCGUCCUUCUUCUUUCCCGUGGCCCGAAGGCAGGGAGGUUGGAGAAGGACACCACGGCUGCACACAGGAGGCACCAGCUGGGCCCCGGGGCCCCUCCCUCGGCCGUGAGCCCCGGACACCUCAAGGCGGCCAGCGGGAUGGCUGAGCUCCAGAGGAGCCGAUGUGUGGGCGGCCUGCACCAGAAAGGGGACCCCCCGAGCUGCAUCAAGACGCUGUGCAAGGAGCUAGGUAGGGCCGGGGUUAGGGCGGGGCAGACCGCUCUCCCCGGGCCAGCGAGGGCCACACACCCACCCCCCACCCCGGACCCACUGCCCCUGCCUAAGAUCCUGAAGGCCAGGAGCCUGAAGGUCAUGGGAAGGACCUCAGAAGCGACACGGAAGAUGCCCGCUGGACGGCUCCUCAGGGAGGUCAGCUCAGCAGCACUGCCGCGUCCUUCUCUGCUCUGCCCACCCCUCUACCCGAGUCUGCCUCGCCCACCGCCCGCCAGCCCCGCCCUGCUGACCCAGGGGCGCCGGUGCCCAGGAGGGAGGAAGGUGUCGUCUCAAAGCCCCGCUUGCUCCCGCUGCAGCCAGGCAAGCCAGGGGAAGCAGCGCCAGGACGCCGCUGGGCAGGUGCGGGGGCGUUGGAAGGAGGCGGAGCCCGAGGCCAGCGGCCAGGAGGAGCCGGACGGCAGGGAGGGCUCAGACAAGCGCGCCCUGGAGGCCAAGGAAGGGGAGCCAGAGUCCGUACAGCUGGGUGACCUCCUGGAAAAAGAGAAGCCAUCUGUGUUUGUGGAGGUUGAUCUGGGAGACGGAUCAGAGGAGGUGAUCACAUGUGCCAUGAAAGAAGAGAAGCAGCCCCAGAUGGACAUGGGGGAUUUGUCAGAGGACGAGAUCGAGACCAGCUGGGUGUGCUGCAUCCCAUACUCCACCAGGAAGAAGGUGGAGGAGAGCUCAUAGCAGCCGGAGAAGGGUCGGCCAGGCCGGGAGGGGCGAGGGACGAAGCCAGCGGCCCUGAGAGACGCCACGCAGACCUGGUGCCGUUACCACCCCACGUGUGACGUCCCUACCACCGCGAAGUGAUGACGCCACCUUUAAAAAGGACUCAGUAAAGCGCGAAUGGAAGACGUUGUCCCUCUCCAGGGGCCCUGUCCCUUCUUUCCACACACCCUGUCCUGUGAAAUGUAAGUUAGGGGGGAGAUGCAGCUCAGGGAUGGACGGCACGGGUGGCCGCCCCUCCCAGGUCAGGGGUCGCGCAGCCCCGCACUCAGCCCCAACGAGGGCUGCCACCAGGGCACGGUGGGACCCCAGGCAUUGGUCCCCAAGCACCGGGGGCAGGCGUCCUUGCAGCUGGAACUGGGAGCCUCGAGGGCCACGUGGAGGAGAUGAAGCCGCAGGGAGGUGCUGCUUGUGGGAGCGGGGAGGGGCGUCAGGGGUCGGGGAGCCGCACCAGGGAGACCCGACGGGCUUCGAGGCUCCUCUGUUCAACCAGCUGAGGCUCUGCAGCCUGUCCCAGGCCAUUCCUGUGGUUCAGCCCAAGACUAAGGACGCGGUGGCCCCCAGGCCCCCAGCAGCAGGCACAGCCUCCUGAGCAAGUGCUCCCUGUCCCUGCCCGCUGGGUGGCAGCUCCUGGCUCCGGCACCAGCCCCCGAGUAAGGCAGAGAGGAGCUUCCGGAGAGUCCGCGGAGGAGGCUGUCUGGGCUGCAGUCAUUUUACCGGUCCCUCUGCUCCCGGGGCUCAGCCACAGCAGGCCAGGAGGGGGACCGGCCCCCGGCCAGCCCUCGCCCUGGUCUGUCCGUGUCCACCUCUGGCCGCCGCGGACAGCUGGCCUCGUUCAGAGCCACGUGCCGCCUGUCCGGCCAUGGAGGGGCCCCGGGGGGGCAGGGCGGCCUCACACGUGUGCACAACCCGGCUGGCUUGGCGGUGACCUUUCACCUCCCGUGUCGGCUGGGGUGCCUGCGGGGAGCCGGUCCGGCCAGCGCCAUGGGAACCUGCAGGGCCGGCCGCAGGCGUGGAGGUGGCGGCUCCUGUCUCCUGCCCGCGGGCCAGGCUCCAGCCCGGCGGGUGGACGCGGCCCUGGGGGCCUCCGCUCUGGCGCCCCCAGGCCCACCGAGGCCCAUAGAGCAGGCGCUACCCAUGGAGCCCAACCACAGCCCUGCGUCGCCCACCUCUGCAUCCUGCCAGGGAGCACGCCAGUCCCAGGGGUGACGAGGGCGUGACACGGGCCUUGCGGAUUUAGAAAGAGCCGACGACCUGGAGGGAAGCUGUAGGAUCUAGGGCAGUAGGAACCAUUAGCUCGCCGUUGGCAACUCAAUGCGCUCAUGUCAGACCAGGAGGGAAGCCGGAGCCUCCAGCCUGAGCCGCCCUGGUGGCCGUCGGAGCUGCUUCUGCCCAUCGCGCUGCUUGGAGCUCGGCAGGGGGCCAGCCUGGCCUUUGUGGUGUUUACAUUUAGGGAGGGUUGCCCCCAGCCUCCCCCUGCUCGGAGGCCCCGGUCCUCAGGGUCCCCCGACUCAGCCUGCAGGGGCGCCUAUGCAAGCUCCCCAGAGGCUGGGCCCCCUGUCGCCUGACCCGGCUUCCUCCUCCGUCCCCGCUGGCCCCCCAGCUACUCAGACACCAGUGAAUGAGAGGCUGCAGGGCCCCCCCCCCAACCCGGGGCAGGGACAGCCCCGACACCUCUGGUGGACGCCAGCCGCACGCUGGCGCCCGUCCUGCCUGGGCCCCGGAGCACCACGCCAGUGCCUCCUGCUUGCCUCUCCCAUUAGUAUUCUCCCCUGAAUCACAUAUGCGUUUUCACUGUGGGAAACGUGGGAACCAGCAAAAAGCAUCUAGCCUGUCAUCUCGUCAGAUUACCUCCAGAUUAUCGCUGUUAGAAUUUCCAUCUAUCUCUCGAGUGUUUCCUCUCUCUUGAUGUAUGUAGAGCGAGCUAUAUGUGGAGAUGGGUAAAUAAAGCUUUUUACAAAA
This is a messenger RNA of Aethalodelphis obliquidens (Pacific white-sided dolphin), 3113 nucleotides long. It is a transcript of the gene CUNH13orf46, whose product is annotated as chromosome unknown C13orf46 homolog. The transcript has 8 exons. Lineage: Eukaryota; Metazoa; Chordata; Mammalia; Artiodactyla; Delphinidae. The record is from RefSeq and is a predicted model, not a curated record. The coding region runs from base 72 to 1112 and encodes 346 amino acids.